Messenger RNA from Cavenderia fasciculata, 1143 nucleotides. RefSeq lists its product as uncharacterized. The record is from RefSeq and is a predicted model, not a curated record. Lineage: Eukaryota; Evosea; Eumycetozoa; Acytosteliales; Cavenderiaceae. The transcript has 3 exons. Bases 1 to 1143 code for a protein of 380 amino acids.
AUGAGAAUGCUUGAAAUCAGAUAUUAUUAUGAUUCAUUGCUGAAAGUGACGAGGAGUAGUAUAAAGAGUAUACUCUUUACUAUCCUCGUAUUACUUAUAUUGUCAUCAUCAUCUGCGACGACUACGACAGAGAAGAAUGAUGAUCACGAGUUGUUGUUUAUGCAAUGGGCGAGACACCAUAAUCGAUACUACUCUAAUAAAGAGUUUACAUAUCGAUUCAAUACAUUUAUAGAUAACUAUCAGUUUGUUAGUAGAUGGAAUGAUGGUGCAGACCACUCUUCAUCUUCAUCGACUAUAUUGGCAAUCAACCAAUUUGCAGAUCUAUCAAACCAAGAAUUCAAUCAUUUAUACGAACAACAAAAAAUACCAUCAUCAACAUCACUUCAACUAAUUGACACUACUACUCUUGACAACGAAAACGACAACGACAACGACAACAAUCUUUAUACAACUUUACUAACGCAAUCUUUCGUAUGGGUUGAUGGAUCUAAAAGAUCAUUCCAAUUUUACUCGUCUGGUGUAUACUAUGAUACAUCUUGUUCUAGUAAUCCUAAAGAUGCACAUUUUAUCCUAUAUCUAUUGGAUGAAAACAAUCAACAUCAACUACUAAAUGAAAAUAAUGAUAAUAAUAAUAUUGAUAAUAAGAAUGAUAAUAAUUCAAAUUCAUCAGCAGAGACUGGGUCAUCUCAAUUUUCAUCAUCGCCAACUUCAACUUCUUCUUCAGGCUCCUCUUCUGCAUCUUCUUCAUCUGCCACUUCAUUACCAAUUGGUAGUGGAGAGUCUAGUAUAACAAGUGGAUCUGGAUCGUCUUCAUCGACAUCUAGUUCAAGUGGAUCUGGAACUGCAAGUGAAAGUGGGUUCUCUGGAAAGUCGAGUAUUGGAACAAGUACAUCAACUGGAGGAAACACUGAUACAUCAUCAUCAGCAUCCUCUUCUGCAUCAUCAACUGGGUCUUCAUCUGGGUAUUCAGGAUCAUCAAGUGGUGUAACUGGAGCCUUUUCAGGAACACUAUCAUCAACUGGUGGAAAUGAUGGAAAUUCAUCUUCAACUUCAACUCCAACAGGUACACCUAGUGGUAGUGGUAGUGGUGCUGGUGCUAGUAGUAGUGGUAGAAAUGCUAUUGAUAUUAUAAUAUAUCAAUAA